Messenger RNA from Dermatophagoides farinae (American house dust mite), 1744 nucleotides. RefSeq lists its product as uncharacterized. Lineage: Eukaryota; Metazoa; Arthropoda; Arachnida; Sarcoptiformes; Pyroglyphidae. The record is from RefSeq and is a predicted model, not a curated record.
UCGUGUGCAGCACAUGCGCAUUUCCAGCACAAUCGGACGAAUCAUUUGGCCAUUGUCUGUUUUUUUUUUUUUUCGUUCUGAUACACAUUUUUUUUCGGUUUUAGUUUUGAUCUCGCUUUCUACAGUUUAUAUGAAUUGUGUGUGUGUGUGUGUGUGUGUGAGCCAAUCUGGUAUCUGUGGUAUAUAAUUAAAUGUAAUAAUAAUAAUUGUGUUCGAUCACAACGACCCUCUCGACAACAACGAAAACAACGACAACGACGACGACAAUCGAUCGAUUAUUCCUGAGUGACCUGGCCACAUCGUGAAUCUGAAUCGAGCACAUUGUUAUAAACAUUGAGGAUUUUCGAAUCGUCGUUGAAAUUUCUAAAAAAGAUUCAUUCAUUGUCAUCAUUCAUUUUGAUCUACUAUUAUUGCUAUAAUCACCGCUAUAUAUAUUACUAUACUACUUAUGACCAAAUUCUAAUCAUCAAAUUCAUUUUGUGAUCUUUUGAAAUCAUCAUUAUUCAUUUCGAUAUAUAUAUCGCUUUAUUAGUUUUAUGAUUUUAUGAGAAAAAAAAAUUUGGCUGAAAUGCGUCAAUCAAACAACAAUUUGGAAUCCUCAAUGGAAACCGAACAACAAUACUCAAAUAGUGAAAUUCAUAAUGGCCAAAAUGGUACCAUAACAACAGCAAAUAACAACAAUACGACAACCAAACCAAUAAUUGAACGUGGAGCAUCAUGGGGUUUUGGUGAAACGAAAUUAUUAUUAGCUCUUUGGAGCCAGGAUAUGGUACAAAGACAAUUAACGAAUUCGAAAAGAACCCGUCAUGUAUGGGAAAAGAUUGCCGAAAGAAUCCGUGAACAUGGAUAUGAACGUACUGCUGAUCAAGUUCGAACCCGUGUAUUCAAUAUGAUUGCCGAAUAUCGACGAAUAAUGAAAAAUCCUACACCUGAACGUCGUAAAAAAUGUAUAUUUUUUGAUGCUUUACAUCGAAUUUAUCAAGCAAAGGAUACGAAUAGUUUGGAAAAUGUCAUAAUGACAAUGGGUUAUAUGAUGGAUAAUAGCUCCGGUAGCAUUUGCAGUAUUUCAGAUCAAUACAAUUUUGAUCCAUUAGAUUUCAGUAAUAUUGGUCCUGAUGUUAGUAUUGAUCAAGUUGAUGGUUCAAAUGGUGAUGGUGAUCAUAAUAAUAAUAAUAAUAGUGGUAGUGAUACUGAUGAACGUAAUAAUGAAAUUCUUAUUUUUCCAUUAUCACCAAAUGCGUAUACCGCCACUAAUAAUAUUAAUGCUGAUGAUGAUGAUGAUGAUUUUAAUUAUGAUGAAUCAACAUUUGCACCUCAAUCUAAACGUUUGCGUUCGGAACUCGAAUCGAAUGGUAAUUUUAAUCAAAACGCACAGAAUAACCAUCAUCAUCAUCAUAAUAAUUAUAGCCAAAAUACAUCAUCAUCAUCAAUGCCAUUAGAUACAUCGGCAUCUGCAUUGCUCAUUGAUCGAAUGUUUUCACAUUUAUCAAAAGAAACGGAAGUGAUGCGUGAAUGGGUUAAUUUGGAACGUGAACGUUUAGCACAAGAAGUGGCACGCCGUAAAGAGGAAAAAGAACGUGAAGAACGAAGAGAGAAAAUAUUUUUGGAUGUACUUAAUAAAUUACAGGAACGAAUAUUCAGUGUAUUGAAACAUCAUGAAAAAUCAAAUGAACAGCAACCAACACAGACUCCUACAUCAUCAUCAUCAUCAUCUAAUUUGAAUCAAACGGAUAAUCAACAAUAA